AUGCAAACAAACGCCAAUUUAUCAGCCAUCUCAAGUACCAUUAGUACCCUGCAGAAUAUUCUGUCACUGUCGGAUGUAGUCGGGCAAGAGGUCUCAAGCCAAAACGGUGUCAACUAUCGUCGCCGGCAACGUAACGAAAUGCAGUUCACGAUUGCGCGGUCCAAAAAUUAUUCAUCGCGCUUGCCCAUGGAAAUCCUCGCCCAGAUUUUCCUGUACUGCAUCCCAGAAGGAAACUGGAAGCCUGUACCGCGUCGGGCUCCCAUGCUAUUUAGUAUUAACCACAGACAUUCUCUCGUACCUGCUGUCCACUGGCGGCGGCAGACUUCGGCGGACUAG
Molecule: messenger RNA, 336 nt
Organism: Suillus fuscotomentosus
Lineage: Eukaryota; Fungi; Basidiomycota; Agaricomycetes; Boletales; Suillaceae
Exons: 3
Coding region: 1-336 (111 amino acids)
Source: RefSeq, a predicted model, not a curated record